Molecule: messenger RNA, 1047 nt
Organism: Pestalotiopsis fici W106-1
Lineage: Eukaryota; Fungi; Ascomycota; Sordariomycetes; Amphisphaeriales; Sporocadaceae
Exons: 4
Coding region: 1-1047 (348 amino acids)
Cellular component (GO): cytoplasm
Molecular function (GO): 2-oxoglutarate-dependent dioxygenase activity
Source: RefSeq, a predicted model, not a curated record
AUGGGUUCUCUUGAUAUUCCUAAGUCGUCGUACCCUCCGUUCGCGGAUACCGGCUCGCUGAAGGGCUUCAAGCAAGUCGCUAUCACGCCGAUCCUAGGUACUGAAUUCAAGGAUGUCGACAUUACUGAAUGGCUGAGAGCCCCCAACUCAGAUGACCUCCUGCGGGAUCUCGCUCUUCUUAUCGGCCAACGUGGUGUCGUCUUCUUCCGCAAUCAGCACAAGGUCAACGAUGACCUGCAGAAGGAGUUCUGUCGCCGGGUCAAUGAGCUGUCGGGGGCGCCCAAGGAGAAUGGCUUCUACCGCCACUCUCUGCUCGCCAUGCAUGGCGAAGACCCCGAGAUGGGCAAAGUCGACCCUGACCGUCUCAAGGCUAUGCACGGAAUUGAUACCAAGGGCUUGCCCAGACAGACACAUAUCAAGGAGUGGCACACGGACUCGAGCUUUGAGCCGGCGCCGCCUACUUACACUGUGCUGCGCAUGACAAUUUUGCCCGAGACGGGCGGUGACACCUUGUGGGCCUCUGGCUAUGAGAUUUACGAUCGUCUCACCGAGCCGUACAAGAAGUUUUUCGACUCCCUGACGGCAACCCACUACAACGAUGGCCUCUACAAGUACGGCAAGGCCAACCCCGAUAAAAUGUUCACAGGCCCUCGCGGUGCCGCCCAGAACACGGGUCUAGACUUCAAGAGCCACCAUCCAUUGGUGAGGACUCACCCACUCACCGGGUGGAAGAGCGUCUUUGGCUGGGGCGCCAACUGCCUCGGCAUCGACGACGUUACCGACGACGAGUCCAAGCAGCUCACCGAGAAGAUCACGCGUCUGAUCCUGGACAACCAGGAUAUACAGGUGCGGUUCCGCUGGGAGAACACUGGCGAUCUGGCCAUUUGGGACAACCGAUGCACCUUUCACGCAGCGACAAGCGACCAUUUCGGGGUUGGCCCCCGUCAAGGCUGGCGAUGCAUGACCAUGGGAGAGGCGCCGUUCUUGGACCCCAACAGCAAGAGUCGUAAUGAGGCCACUGGUGGUUGGCCAUAUGCUCUGAAAUGA